AUGGCGGCUUCACCACCUCGAGACCUCGAAUCGGGAAGGGCCCAGCUCGAGGUCGAGGAUCCCAACGCCGCGACCAAGAACGACGAGAUUCCGACUUCAAAGGGUUACAAGCUUCACCCGUCGGUGUACAUCAUAACAUGGAUCUUCUUUUCCAACCUUACUAUUCUGUUCAACAAGUGGCUCAUUGACACUGCUAAUUUCCGAUACCCCAUCAUCCUCACAACAUGGCACCUCGUCUUCGCAACCGUAGCAACCCAGCUCCUCGCCCGCACCACGACCCUCCUCGACUCCCGCCACGCCCUCCCUCUCUCGCGGAGCAUGUACAUCCGCACCAUCCUCCCCAUCGGAAUCCUCUACUCGAGCUCCCUCGUCUUUUCGAAUGUCGUCUACCUCUACCUCUCGGUCGCCUUCAUCCAGAUGCUCAAGUCGACGGGUCCCGUGUGCGUGCUCAUCGCCUCGUGGAUCUGGGGCGUUGCGCAGCCCAACAGCACCACGCUCGCAAACAUCAUGCUCAUCGUGUUUGGCGUUGGACUUGCUAGUCUAGGAGAGAUUGAGUUUUCGUGGCUGGGCUUCAUCUUUCAGAUGUGCGGUACCAUUUCUGAAGCUGUGCGUCUUGUCAUGAUCCAGGUCAUGCUCAGCGCAGAGGGCCUUCGCAUGGAUCCUCUCGUCGGUCUCUACUACUACGCCCCCGUCUGCACAGUCAUGAACUUUGUGGUUGUUAUUUUCAGCGAGGGUCCCAAGUUUCAGUGGGAAGAUGUAACCAAGGCUGGCUAUGGCAUGCUGUUCCUUAACGCGUUUGUUGCGUUUAUCCUCAACGUGGUCAGCGUUUUCCUGAUUGGCAAGACUUCUGGCCUCGUCAUGGCUCUGAGCGGCAUCCUCAAGAGCAUUCUCCUCGUCGCCGCCUCCGUUCUAAUCUGGCAAACAAAGAUCACCAUCCUCCAGGUCCUGGGCUACUCCCUCGCCCUCGUCGGCCUCGUCCUCUACUCCGUCGGAUACGAGCAGCUCGUCAAGGGCUGGCACGAGACGCUCACCUGGGCCGCUGGUGUCUGGAACGCCGAGGGCGACAACAAGAUGUCGCCUACGAUGCGCAAGGGCAUCAUCGUUGGUGUCCUUGGCUUCUUCACUGUCGUCCUUGCUGGCUCCCUGUGGCACUUCCACGGACUUUCUAGCCAGCAGGUAGUGAGCCUGACGAGUUCUUGGUUCAACAGUGCGACAUGA
Fusarium keratoplasticum is the source of this 1218-nucleotide messenger RNA. Its product is annotated as TPT domain-containing protein. The record is from RefSeq and is a predicted model, not a curated record. The transcript is spliced from 5 exons. Gene Ontology annotation, molecular function: antiporter activity. Lineage: Eukaryota; Fungi; Ascomycota; Sordariomycetes; Hypocreales; Nectriaceae. Gene Ontology annotation, cellular component: Golgi apparatus; endosome; trans-Golgi network. The coding region runs from base 1 to 1218 and encodes 405 amino acids.